AUGUAUGUAGGAUUCUCCGGUUCAACAGAAGGAAGCACAGAGAUUCACUUAAUCGAGAAAUGGAGCUUCAAGACUUCUGGGUUUCUUCCGGUGAGAUCGAAAUCUAAUCAUCCUCACAACGUUUCAGAUAGCUCUAUAGUUCCUCCAUUGGCUAUACCACGUUCCGCGAGUAAGAAGCGUCGUCACAGGCACAAUCUCGCUAUUGCUAUUUCUUGUCCAAUCAUCUUCUGCUUUGCUCUCUUUGCGUUUGGAUUCUUAACCUUGAGGAAAUGGAGAGUCGUGAAAGCAAAGAAGGAGCUCAAGACAGAGCAAAUCACAGGCUUAAGAGAGUUUAGCUACAGAGAGCUUUACGCAGCUACGAAAGGGUUUCACUCGAGCAGAGUCAUCGGAAGAGGAGCGUUUGGGAACGUGUACAGAGCCAUGUUCGUUUCCUCUGGAACAAUCUCCGCUGUGAAGAGAUCGAGGCACAACUCAACGGAAGGCAAAACGGAGUUUCUCGCUGAGCUCUCAAUCAUUGCUUGCUUGCGUCACAAGAAUCUUGUGCAGCUGCAGGGUUGGUGUAACGAGAAGGGAGAGUUGCUUCUCGUAUACGAGUUUAUGCCUAAUGGAAGUCUUGACAAGAUUCUGUAUCAGGAAUCAGAAGCAGGAGCCGUCUCUCUAGACUGGUCACAUAGGCUCAACGUUGCGAUUGGUUUAGCUUCAGCUUUAUCGUAUCUCCACCAUGAAUGUGAGCAGCAAAUGGUUCACAAAGAUAUAAAGAUGAGCAAACAUAAUGCUCGAAAUAAACUUCAACGCAUGGCUGGGAGAAGCACCUACAGAGUGGUGAUCCUAGAGAGAUUUCUUGUGGGAGAAUAUUUUUUUAUCUGA
Molecule: messenger RNA, 867 nt
Organism: Microthlaspi erraticum
Lineage: Eukaryota; Viridiplantae; Streptophyta; Magnoliopsida; Brassicales; Brassicaceae
Source: the annotation of a GenBank genome assembly